CUUUUAUCACACACAACAACAUCUUUUUGGUGACUGAUUGUUCAGUAUCUGCUGUGGCCUCACUGAUUAGCAGACCAAAAGAGUAUAUAUCAGAGAUUGAAAUUCCAAAUGGCACCUUCUCUCGAGGAGCCGACCGCGGCCUAUCUCGAGGCGCGGUCGAAGAUGGCCCCGAAUCUGGUGGCUCCCGAGCCAGAGCAUUGCCCUGGACCCGAGUCUGAACAAGCAGGCAAAGGCGAUGCCUGUGCGGGGUGCCCCAAUCAAUCGAUCUGCGCAUCUGCGCCCAAAGGCCCCGACCCCGAUAUCCCCAUCAUCACCGAGCGACUAUCGCAAAUACGUCACAAAAUCCUCGUACUCUCUGGCAAAGGCGGCGUUGGAAAAUCUACAUUCACCUCUUUACUCUCACAUGCAUUCGCCGCAAACCCCGAAUCGACCGUGGGUGUAAUGGAUACAGAUAUCUGUGGGCCGUCGAUACCAAAAAUGAUGGGCGUCGAGGCGGAGACCAUCCACGUGAGCAAUGCAGGCUGGAGUCCGGUGUGGGUGACGGACAAUUUAGCCGCGAUGAGCGUGCAGUUCAUGCUGCCCAAUCGUGAUGAUGCGGUGAUUUGGAGAGGGCCGAAGAAGAACGGACUCAUUAAACAAUUCUUGAAGGACGUGGAUUGGGGUGAGAUGGAUUACUUGGUCAUCGACACACCUCCAGGGACAUCGGACGAGCAUCUGUCCGUCAACUCUCUUCUUAAGGAGUCUGGUGUGGAUGGCGCAGUGGUUGUCACUACCCCGCAGGAGGUCUCGUUGCUCGACGUCAGGAAGGAAAUUGACUUUUGCCGCAAGGCAGGCAUUCGCAUCCUGGGGCUAGUCGAGAACAUGUCUGGCUUUGUGUGCGGGUCGUGCAACACUAAGACCCAGAUCUUCCGGGCUACCACCGGGGGUGGAAAGCGACUCGCCAAGAAGAUGGGCAUUCCUUUCUUAGGCGCUGUGCCUCUUGACCCGCGGGUGGGAAUGGCAUGUGAUUAUGGUGAGAGCUUCGUGGAUCAUUAUCCUGACAGCCCAGCAUCGAUUGCGAUCAAGCAAGUUGUCCGCUCGGUUGCUGGGAUGAUCGGAGAGGAUCCCAACGACGUUUUGCCGGAAGAUGUGGCGGAGUGAUUCUUAUCAUAUAUAUGAUGUUUGAUUUGAUUUCACGGGCGUUCAGCAUUGGGAUAGCAAGCCGAGGUCUUUUCAUUUGUGGGUGUUUCGGGCAUUUUGACCAAGAAGUCAUUUAGAUACCAAAUCUUCAAACCUUUCUCUGUUUCCCGC
Molecule: messenger RNA, 1290 nt
Organism: Aspergillus eucalypticola CBS 122712
Lineage: Eukaryota; Fungi; Ascomycota; Eurotiomycetes; Eurotiales; Aspergillaceae
Gene: nbp35
Product: Fe-S cluster-binding ATPase
Exons: 2
Coding region: 109-1140 (343 amino acids)
Biological process (GO): iron-sulfur cluster assembly
Cellular component (GO): cytosol
Molecular function (GO): 4 iron, 4 sulfur cluster binding; ATP-dependent FeS chaperone activity; ATP binding
Source: RefSeq, a predicted model, not a curated record